Molecule: messenger RNA, 1958 nt
Organism: Rhodofomes roseus
Lineage: Eukaryota; Fungi; Basidiomycota; Agaricomycetes; Polyporales; Fomitopsidaceae
Exons: 4
Coding region: 189-1757 (522 amino acids)
Biological process (GO): regulation of transcription by RNA polymerase II
Cellular component (GO): nucleus
Molecular function (GO): DNA-binding transcription factor activity, RNA polymerase II-specific; sequence-specific double-stranded DNA binding
Source: RefSeq, a predicted model, not a curated record
AGCGUAUAUAUACCGUCCCUCUUCGUUUGCGGCACACUUUCCUCGCGCCCGACGGCUCAAUGACCUCGGGCCUCCCUGGCUCAUCCCUGUGUACUUUUUUCUCUUCUGGCGGUCUAAUUGCCUUCCACGACUAAUUCUCACUCCUCUAAUACGACAAAUAAUAUUCCGCAUGAUAAUCUUGUUCCGCUAUGAGCUUUUCGACAGCAGGACCCUCCUCCAACGAUCCCUCUGGGCAGCAUCGGAGCCACAGACAACCACCUCGACCUGCUUCACGUACGCCUCGCUCAGCUUCACCACACAGCUCCUCCCGGAGGGCUUCGCCCACCACCAGCGACCCCGCGUCUGAACGAUGGGCUUCUGGGGACGCGACGGGACACACAACUUCGGGGGAGAUGGAGCACGAGUCGGAGGGCCGGAGAAGGGAGCGCUCCAGUCCUUCAGUGACGUCUUCUCAAGGAGACAUGGCCGACAACGAGGGGGAAGCGGGUCCUAGCCAGCCUUCUCAAGCGGCGCAGCCUACGACGACGCCUCCCAAGAAGAAGCGGACGAGGACGCUCACGACCCCUCACCAAUCCGCUGUACUUCACGCACUUCUUGCUCAGUCACGCUUCCCGACUACUGCAAUGCGAGAGGAAGUAGGCCGCGCCAUUGGUCUGAGCGCUCGCAAGGUGCAGAUCUGGUUCCAGAACCAGCGCCAGAAGGCUCGCCGCCCUCGUGGCCAGCAGAGCGCACCGCUGACGCGACCCCCCCAGUUUGGCCCUUUCACCAACGUCCCCCCUGGCUCUAGCAGCGAUGCGACCGCUGUCGCUGGCCCCUCCGGUUUACACGCUCAACCGAGCUCUGCUUCGGGAAGCGGUUCUUCGACGGGUGCGCCGCCUCUUAUGCGCGGAACAGGUCCUUCUGGCACAGAGUUCUACGCCCAUCAGGAGACCCAUAUGUCUUCCCAGUACCCGAGAUCUGGCACUCUUUCUGGACCGGGCAUUCCAGGCCCUAUCAGCGCGAUGCUGCCGCACCCGGUGUUACCGAGCGAAUCCCGCAGCGCGCUGCCGUUUCCAGAAGAUCAGCGGGGUAUGCCAGCCUUCCCCGGUUCGAGCCCAAUUCAGCUCUACCCUCCUCCGUCCAACCCGUUCGGUGCUGACGACCUGUCGCGCACGCAUUUCACUAGCGCCGGAGGAUCCCACCGCUUCAGUGAUGAUCCGAGGAUGCCGCACCGCGUUACGCUGCCGCCGAUCGUGGUCGACCCGAGGCAAGACGUUAUGGGCCCCAGCCCUAGCAGCCGCUAUCCCCCUCCUUUGCCUCCUGUUGUUCCUCACUCAUCCACGUUCUCUGCUGUCGGUCCGCGCCGCGCUUCCUACGGCCAGGAGCAGGCGGAGUCACCCUUCGCUUAUUUUCCGCCGCUCAACAUCCCUCCGCCGUUUACACUGGAGCCGCGGCCGCAAUGGGACGACCCCGCAUUUUCGCCUUUCUCUCGUCCGGGAUCGUCAUCACGCCCCUCUAGCUCGUACGCCCUUCCGCCUUCGCUCAAUUUUCCAUUGCCGCCAGUAGAGGCCACGACGACACGUCCUAGCGAGACUCUUCCCCCCAUACUACCUAGGCGUGCUGAGGGCGCAGAGGCUCCUCAUAGCCCCUCGACGCCUCUCCUACGCCGCCAUCGACCAGAUUACUCGCGUCUUGGGGAUCGCCCUUCACGCUCGGUCACCCCCCGAGCGGGCACGAGCUCCCGUCACUCCGAUGAAACUACACACCCUAGUCGUUAACCUUUGCCGACAUUGAUGGUCCCUCGUUAGACCUCACCCACGACCUAACCUUCGACGUCGCUCACGAACUCCACCACGUAUUGCCUAAGGCGCAUACUUAUUAGCGCACCUACCCACGUCUAAUCGCUCAUUGUCUCCAACUGAUCUGCUCCCUACGAACGUCUAAUCACUCUUUGUCUCAACUAGUGUCAUCAUCACAUA